AUGUCUUCAUUCUUAGCCAAAGCGGCGUCAAACCCGCAUAUACAGUUGGCAGCCACCGCUGUGCUGUCCGGCGCAACAGUAGCAUGUCUCAUUUUUGGAUACCAAGCAUUCGAGCGCGAAGAACGAAUUCAUGACCUGAAGAAAUCGAUACCCGCAUCUGCCGACUCAUCUGGAAGCCUCACUACGUACGGCGCCGCAUCUCCCCCUGUCGACAAGGAGGAUGCCCGCAACCAGGCCCUUGCCCGAAGAGCCCAAGCCGGCGACUUCGACGAGGAGCUGAUCCUCGAACAGCUCGCCCGCAACAGGGUCUUCCUGAAAGACGAUGGCCUCCAGAAACUCCGCAAGUCCUUCGUCGUCGUCGUCGGUGUCGGCGGCGUCGGCUCCCACUGCACCGCCGCCCUCGCCCGCUCCGGCGUCUCCAAGAUCCGCCUCAUCGACUUCGACCAGGUCACCCUCAGCUCGCUCAACCGCCACGCCGUCGCGACCCUCGCGGACGUCGGAAUCCCCAAGGUCCAGUGCCUCUACCGCCGCCUCAUCGCCAUCACCCCGUGGGCCAAGUUCGACCUCCGGAACCAGAAGUUCGAAAAGGACGUCGCGGCGGAGCUGCUCGCGCCCUGGACCGAGGAUGGACAGAAGCCUGAUUUCGUGGUUGACGCUAUCGACAACAUUGAUACGAAGGUCGCUUUGUUGAAGUUCUGCCACGAUAACAAGAUUCCGGUCAUCUCCUCGAUGGGAGCCGGUGCCAAGGGCGAUCCUACGCGUAUCAACGUUGCCGAUAUUGGAGCCAGCACUGACGAUGGUCUCUCGAGGGCUACGCGCAGGAAGCUGAAGCUUCUCGGCGUGACGAGCGGUAUCCCUGUGGUCUACUCCAACGAGGUUGCCGGCGAGGGCAAGGCUGCUCUGCUGCCCCUUUCCGAGGAGGAGUUCAAGAAGGGUACCGUCGGUGACCUGAGUGUUCUCCCCAGCUUCAGAGUGCGAAUCCUCCCUGUUCUUGGAACCAUGCCCGCUGUCUUCGGAUACAUCGUUGCCAACCACGUUAUUCUCAGCAUUGCUGAAUACCCCCUCGACUACGUCCCCGCAAAGAACCGCGACAAGCUGUAUAAUGACAUCGUCGGCUUCAUCCAGGCCUCGGAGACCCGACUCGUCAAGCACAAGCACGGCGUCGAGGAGUCCAAGGGCAUCAGGGUCCCGAUCUCCCUCGGCGACGCCGCUUUCCUUACCGAGGAGCUAUGGAAGGGACGCAGCGCCAUCACGGGCCUCAUCAACAGGCUGGUGCUCGUCCGGUGGAUGAGGCCGGAGGGCGAGACGAAGCUCACGAUCGGCGAGGGCGCCGAGCAGCAGAAGUGGACCAACAUCCGGUUCCGCGACCUGGUUUGCAUGACCAGAGACGAGGCCAUACGCCACGAGAAGGAGUACCUCAACGGUGCGGCCAAAUUGGAGGACUUGUAUGCUGCGGACGUGAUUGAGCGUGUGGAGGCUCGGUUGGAGGAGGCGGCUGAGGCCGAGAAGUUUAGACUUUAG
This is a messenger RNA of Colletotrichum karsti, 1521 nucleotides long. Its product is annotated as ThiF family protein. Gene Ontology annotation, molecular function: tRNA threonylcarbamoyladenosine dehydratase activity; ubiquitin-like modifier activating enzyme activity. Bases 1 to 1521 code for a protein of 506 amino acids. The record is from RefSeq and is a predicted model, not a curated record. Gene Ontology annotation, cellular component: mitochondrial outer membrane. The transcript is spliced from 3 exons. Lineage: Eukaryota; Fungi; Ascomycota; Sordariomycetes; Glomerellales; Glomerellaceae. Gene Ontology annotation, biological process: cyclic threonylcarbamoyladenosine biosynthetic process.